CCUAUGCUGACUUGAAUUUGGCAGGAGUUCAACUACACGGCGCGACAGAUUCUAUUUCAGAUUGACAGAUUCUGGAUGCAACCGAAAAUCCUCGUCGUCGGACAGACCCUGUCCGCACUCGCGGUCACUGCAAGUCUACGCUCAAGAGGCUGCCAUGUGCUACGCGCCCGGACACGAGACAAUCCGACGAUGACGACAACGACAGAAGGCAGACCAGGCCACGCGCUGGUUCUCACUCCAGCUGCUCCGAUGCUCAAGAUUGUGCAAGAGAUUCGAAACGCCAAGGAUGCCCACAAGCAUCAAGCACUCAGUGAUACAUCUAUAUGCGAGAUCCUCACUGGCGGGGGCGAAUCCUUCUCAUUCCGUGGCCACCGAAUUACGGCAAUCGAGUCAGAGUUGCUCGCCGUCGUUGACAGACAGCGACUGGCAAGCAUGCUACAAGAGCAGUGUCAUGGCGUUCAAGAAGUCCAGAUGGAUCACAUCGAUCCAAGCCAGUUUGAUCUGGUGGUACACACGACUGGCAGUUUUCAUCGCAGUGAGUCGAAAGCGUUGCGCCCUGGCAUGACGAUGGUAGCAGGAGUGAUUCCACCUGGACGAUUCUCUGAGCACGAGGCAGCACGGAUAUGUCCACCUCGAACGUUGCGCGUUUGGGGCUUUGACGCGACGGUCGUCGCAAUGGUGCAAGAUGGCCAAGGGACGAUUCAGUGGCACAGUUUGCUACCGCUUCAUGAUGCGCCACUCGCCGCCCAGAUCAAUGACGCCGCUCAGCGCUCAUUAAACUACUUGCAUGAUAGUGUGUUCUCGGGUCUGUGGGACGACCGAAUCCGAGCAGCAAUCAGCGCAACGCCGUCUUCGCAGUUCCUGACGCGUUCUCUAUCCGCCGACCCAGUCCACGUGCACAUGCAACCACCAGGCACCAGCUCUAAAGCGAGCAGUAACCCCAUUCUUUCUGUCUCACUUGGGCGCGCAGCGGUGGAGUAUCCGCCAUUAGGAAUACAACCACUGUUGCACACUUUCAAAGCAGCCGUCUCUCUUGCCACAACCGUUGCCAAUAGUUCUCUCGACAUGCUGCGUCCAAACAUUGCACGAUAUGUCGCAACACAGACCCAGCAAACUGCAGCUCUUGUUCGAAGGGGAGAGCGCUUUGCGACAAUCUUGCAACACGCAGAAGACACUGAAAUUUCGCUUGAGUAUUCCUUUGUGACCUCGAUGGCCUACUAGCAGCGAACUUUGGUUCUCUGAUGGACAACGGUUGAAUUGCUUGUUGUCGGAAAGAAGGUAUAAAAGUAAUUGUUGGCACAGUAUAACCACACUACGAGUACAAUAAUACAACACAAAAAUCCAAGCCCCAA
Molecule: messenger RNA, 1352 nt
Organism: Capsaspora owczarzaki ATCC 30864
Lineage: Eukaryota; Filasterea; Ministeriida; Capsasporidae
Exons: 2
Coding region: 76-1221 (381 amino acids)
Source: RefSeq, a predicted model, not a curated record